Messenger RNA from Habropoda laboriosa, 687 nucleotides. It is a transcript of the gene Mob4, whose product is annotated as MOB kinase activator-like 4. The transcript has 5 exons. Lineage: Eukaryota; Metazoa; Arthropoda; Insecta; Hymenoptera; Apidae. Gene Ontology annotation, cellular component: cytoplasm. Bases 1 to 687 code for a protein of 228 amino acids. The record is from RefSeq and is a predicted model, not a curated record.
AUGGUUGCAACAACUGGAAAAAUAAAGAUGGCGGACGGACCUACAAUCCUUAGAAGAAAUAGGCCCGGAACUACAGCAAAGGAUUUCUGCAGGUGGCCUGAUGAACCUUUUGAAGAAAUGGAUAGCACCCUGGCUGUGCAGCAAUAUAUUCAACAGAUGAUUAGAAAAGAUCCAUCUAAUGUUGAUUUGAUAUUAAAAAUGCCAGAAGCACAAGAUGAAGCAGCAUGGAAAUAUGAGCAUUUAAGACAAUUCUGUAUGGAACUGAAUGGUUUAACAGUAAGAUUGCAAGAAGAAUGUCAUCCACAAAUUUGUACUCAAAUGACAGCUACUGAACAAUGGAUAUUUUUGUGUGCUGCACAUAAAACACCCAAAGAAUGUUCAGCUAUUGAUUAUACACGACAUACACUUGAUGGUGCAGCUUGUUUACUUAAUAGUAAUAAAUACUUUCCUAGCAGGGUGAGUAUCAAAGAAUCUUCAGUAGCAAAACUUGGAUCUGUUAGUCGAAGAGUUUACAGAAUCUUUUCUCAUGCAUAUUAUCAUCACAGAAUAAUAUUUGAUGAAUUUGAGAAUGAGACCUUCUUAUGCCGCAGGUUUACAGCAUUUGUAACAAAAUAUAGUUUGAUGUCAAAGGAAAGUUUGAUAGUACCAAUUAUGGAAGAAGAUGAAACAACAGAAAGUGAAGCAUAG